Molecule: messenger RNA, 8146 nt
Organism: Mytilus californianus (California mussel)
Lineage: Eukaryota; Metazoa; Mollusca; Bivalvia; Mytilida; Mytilidae
Product: protein lifeguard 2-like
Exons: 12
Coding region: 152-751 (199 amino acids)
Cellular component (GO): membrane
Source: RefSeq, a predicted model, not a curated record
UAACGCGACAUAAUCUACGUUUUUAUUAUCAAUAUCAUCUUUCUAGAAAUACUUUUUUUUGAAGAUUUUAGAAAUUAGCUUGCUUGUCAUAAAAAGAAAUUACAAGAAAAGAAUAAGUGAUCUACAAGAACUAGCAGAUAAAAACUAAAAGAUGUAUCAGGAUGCAGAGACAGGAUUUUCUCCCCAUGAUGACACAUUUCAGGAAGGAUCAUUUGGAGAAGAGGCCAUCAGAAAGGGUUUUAUACGAAAGGUGUAUGGUAUACUGUUGACACAGAUUAUGUUUACUAUGGCAAUAAUGGCUAUAUUUUUGUAUAUACCAGAAGUUCGAGAUUAUUCUAGAGCAAACAUAUGGUUAUGGAUCGUUGCUUUUGUGAUGACAUUUAUCAUUUUAAUUGUGUUGGCUUGCUGUGAAGGAGUACGUAGAAGUUUUCCACUCAAUAUGAUCUUUCUCGGAUUAUUUACUUUAUUUGAAGCUUUUUUACUGGGAACUGUGGCAGCACGUUAUCAUGCAGAGGAAGUUAUGUAUGCAGCUGCCAUCACAGCAGUUGUAGUUUUAGGACUGACAAUAUUUGCUUUCCAGACAAAAUGGGAUUUCACAAUGAUGGGUGGAAUGCUGUUUGUUUUACUUCUUGUGUUAAUCGUUUUUGGAAUUCUGGCUGCAAUCUUUCACAAUAAGAUUCUGAGUAUGGUUUAUGCAUCAAUUGGAGCCCUUAUAUUCUCUGCAGUAAGUACAUUUGUAUGUAUUAUAUAGCAAUAAGGAAACAUGGUAUGAUUGCAAGGCUACUGUUAAUAGACCAAAAGGCAAAGUUGUAAACAAGUACCGGUCACAGUAUGACCUUUAACAAUGAGCUAAACCCUGUCUCUUUAGAAUAGUAAGCUUUUUCAAAAAGUUUCAAUAAAAUAAUUCAGAAAAAUAUUGCAAAUUGUUACUAAUGGUUACUUUUCAUCAAUGAUAAACAUUAUCAUGCAAUCGUUUAUAGAUUUAUAGAAAUUUAGGGAAAAAUCCUUUAGUAAUUUUUAAUGAGUUUUCACUCGAAUUUAAAUUGCCAUUUACAGGUGAAACCAACACAUUCAAAUGAAAUGAAAGGUUAAGAUGACAUUUAUCCAAUGGGAUGGUCGUAUUUUUUAUUCAGAUUAUAUUUUGUACAUAAACAUGUAACACAAAUGGGUAUGAAAAGAAAGAGACAGAAGAUACCAAGGGAACAUUCAAAACUCACAAGUCAAAGAAAAACUCACAAGUCAAAGAAAAACUCACAAGUCAAAGAAAAACUCACAGAUCAAAGAAACACUCACAAGUCAAAGAAAAACUCACAAGUCAAAGAAAACUCACAAGUCAAACAAAAACUCACAGGUCAAAGAAAAACUCACAAGUCAAAGAAAAACUCACAGGUCAAAGAAAACUCACAAGUCAAAGAAAAACUCACAAGUCAAAGAAAACUCACAAGUCUAAGAAAAACUCACAAGUCAAAGAAAAACUCACAAGUCAAAGAAAACUCACAAGUCUAAGAAAAACUCACAAGUCAAAGAAAAACUCACAGGUCAAAGAAAAACCCACAAGUCAAAGAAAAACUCACAAGUCAAAGAAAAACCCACAAGUCAAAGAAAAACCCACAAGUCAAAGAAAAACUCACACGUCAAAGAAAAACUCACAAUGCCAUAGCAAAAAACAAAAAAAAGUCAUACAAGUCUAUAAAACACUACAUAGAAAACCAGAGAUUGAGUAACUGAACCCCCCUAAAACUCACAAGUCAAAGAAAAACUCACAGGUCAAAGAAAAACCCACAAGUCAAAGAAAAACUCACAAGUCAAAGAAAAACCCACAAGUCAAAGAAAACUCACAAGUCAAAGAAAAACUCACAAGUCAAAGAAAAACCCACAAGUCAAAGAAAAACUCACAAGUCAAAGAAAAACCCACAAGUCAAAGAAAAACCCACAAGUCAAAGAAAAACUCACACGUCAAAGAAAAACUCACAAUGCCAUAGCAAAAAACAAAAAAAAGUCAUACAAGUCUAUAAAACACUACAUAGAAAACCAGAGAUUGAGUAACUGAACCCCCCUAAAACUCACAAGUCAAAGAAAAACUCACAGGUCAAAGAAAAACCCACAAGUCAAAGAAAAACUCACAAGUCAAAGAAAAACCCACAAGUCAAAGAAAACUCACAAGUCAAAGAAAAACUCACAAGUCAAAGAAAAACCCACAAGUCAAAGAAAAACCCACAAGUCAAAGAAAAACCCACAAGUCAAAGAAAAACUCACAAGUCAAAGAAAAACUCACAAUGCCAUAGCAAAAAACAAAAAAAAGUCAUACAAGUCUAUAAAACACUACAUAGAAAACCAGAGAUUGAGUAACUGAACCCCCCUAAAAAUCAGGAAUGAACUCCGGUGCUCCAGAAGUGGUAAACAGUUCCUGCUCCACUUGAGUUAUCCAAUUCUUUUGUCUGACUCUGGAGGAAAUAACUCUGAUCGAGUCAAUUUUAUAGAUAGAUGAGUACAUGCUCCUCAAAGCCUUAAGUUUGUAUUACUCAGCACGGGUCUGUGAAUAUAAUAAAUUGAUCGUUUACCAUUAAAAAUAGUUGAAAACAAAUCCAUAAGAUAUAUUUUCAUUGAUAGUGAAGUCCACAAUGACUGCCACAUAGAUGAAAUAGGAUAAGUUUCGCAGAUUAAUAAAAAGCCUAUUAUUUAUUUCAUUAUGAUGGUACAGAUUACUAGAAAAAUCAAGUUUCUGUAUGUACAUUAUAUUAUUUUCAGUACAUUGUAUUUGACACACAGUUGAUGUUAGGAGGGAAACACAAGUACUCCUUGUCACCAGAAGAGUACAUUUUUGCUGCCCUGAAUCUGUAUCUGGAUAUUGUCAAUCUAUUCCUCUUCAUUCUGGCUAUCUUUGGUGGAUCCAGAGACUAAUUCCAAAAAUACGUUUUUUUAUAUACACUGUACAUGACUGAUAUUAAGAUAUUGGUUUGGGUAGUUUUUAGUCUAAACAAAAGUGGUCAUAUUUUAUGCAUAAUUAUCAUAAAACUCAUCUACAUCUGUUGUAAUCCAAGAACUGUUGACCACAAAUCACUAUAAUAUUACAGUUUAGAACAGAUUUUUUUUUCCAGAGCAUCAGCUAGGGAUAUAUUCAAUGACAAAUGUAAUACAUUUUAAAUUGCUAUUAUUAGCUUAUGUAAUGUUUUUGGGAAAGUAUUUUUUUAUGGUUGCUUACAAUGAUUUAAUAAAGAUCAGCAAUGAAACAGUAUAUAUCUAUUAAAAAUGACAAUCUUUGAUAAAGGAAUAGCAGAAACAGUUAAGUUUAGCUAUAUAUAGUUAUUUGGAAUUUCUUAGGAAUCACAACUUUCAAAUAUGCAACGAUAUAUUAAAUUUGAUAAACACUGCUUUGGUACUUGUAAUACAUUCUAUAUAUAUAUAUGUAUAUGCAUAUAAUUUUGUGGUUGCUAGAACCAUGAAUUCUUUUAACUUCGAAUACAAAAAGUAAAGUUUAAUACAAUUUUGGGCUUCAUUUCACACAAUAUUUUACAGUUAAACUUUAUUUUAUAUUAUACUCAUUUUAGAAAAAAUUACAGCAAUUUGUGUGUUGCAGUCAUAGUCUUAUAUGAAAUUUAGAAUUUAGUAUAUAUGGUUGUGUUGUCUUCUUAAACCACUUGACAGAGUCCAACCAAACAUGCAUGGAUUCUUCAAGUAGUUAAUUAUAUAAGUUGUGCACUGCUUAUUUAUAUUUUUUUAAUCUCAUUGAUUUCUGUGUUGUUUUCCUGGUAUUCAAAGCUGUUUUCAGUGUGAUUAAGAGGGACCACAAAUUUGUAAGUCAUAAUUCCUACCCCUUAACAGAGACCAGACAAAUUUACACAGUCCUUUCUACAGGACAAUUUGGAAUGGUAACUUAUUGGCUUCUUCUUCAAUUAGUAUAUUGCUAAUCAUCAUAACUGUACAGAAAUGGUCAAAACUUGUGCUUCAUUUUCUACCAGAAUUAAAUUUUUGCACUUCCUAUUUUGAUAUUCAUAACCUGUCUGUUGUCUCAUAUUUACACUUAGACCUAGUUAUUUAAUCAUUGAAGCAUGACAUUGAAUGAAUGUCUGUGGCAAGUGAUGCACACACAUCCUUCAUAAAGAAUUACGUCUUAAAUAAUUGCAAGUUUUUGUGUUUCUACAGCUAAAAUUAAGAAGAUUAUAAAUCUUGAUAAAUGAUUUAAAAAUGACAAUCGUACUGAAUGUUCAUUGUUUGUAGCACUUAUAAAAUGUUUUAUUGUACAUUGAAAUUUAUACUGGUAUGCAAGGGUCAAAAAACAGACACAACAGACAUGACUGAUUUAAGUUACAAAUGACUAAAAUAAAACUAAAUUCAUUCAAUCAAAUGGAAUUGACAUGAUUGAGAAAAUUUACCAAAGCACAAGGGUCAAAAAUUGGUUUUCAUUCACUAAAUUUUGGUUUAAUACUGAAUUCCUACGGUUUUUGUAAUUUUUAUAAAUUAAAUUAAUGCAAUGACUGUUGCAUUUCACAUAUCAUUCUCUGAAUAUUUAAAAAAAAAAAUUAAAAAAAUAUAUAAAAAAAAAACGGUGCAAAAGUUCAUGCUGUAAAAAUGAAUACAGAGUGACUUUUGGUAUGAUUUUGACAGUUUGAAAAUAAAAAAUUCCUGAAUUUUAAGUUUUCAAAAAUGAAUAAAAUUGCAAGAAAAAACAUUCUGAACCCAUGCCGGUAUACAUCUGACACCUUCUUAUAAAUUUUUUCUGUAUAAUCUCUUUUGAAUUUAUAAACACACUGAAUUAUUAUAAAAAAAUAAAUGACAUUUAUGGCUUUACUGGUAUAAAAGUCGUUUAUAUUCAACUGCUUAAUUUGUAAUAUCCAUGUUUGUGUUAAUAAAGGAAUUUUUAGGAAUAAGUAGGAUUAAUAGUGUUUUGACACCUGUAAGAUUGUUAGUAGUGUUUUGACACCUGUAAGAUUGUUAAUAGUGUUUUGACACCUGUAAGAUUGUUAGUAGUGUUUUGACACCUGUAAGAUAGUUAGUAGUGUUUUGACAUCUGUAAGAUUAUACUGUUUAUUACCCAGAAUAACAGUUGACUAAUUAUUUGAACACAAAUCAAGUAUUUUUUAGUUUUACAGUUUUUUAUAAAGCAGGAGGUAUAAGUGCCAUUAUUUGGCCCCUGAAAUUGCAAAAAUAGUAAACUUAUUCAAGCCAUUGAAAAUUACGCUGUUAUGCUGAUUUUUUUGAUAAAUGAACCAGUUGCUUUAAUCUGGAAACUUUAGUGCAGAAAGGUUACUUUGAUGUCAGAAACAUGUUGAAAUUAACAUAUUUGAUCUAAAAUUACCAUUUCACACAUACCUGUAGUUUUUGGUCAAAAUGUAUUUGAGCAAUAGCUUUACUCAAAAAGAUAUUUUACACAAAUUACCAUCUUUGUAAAAAACAUUGUAGUAACAUAUAUCUUUUGGGGUAAAUCUCUUGCUCAUAUUUAAAUAACAAUAAAAAGAUAAAAAUGAGGCUAUUUUGGCUGUUUUUUUAUGUCCAUAAAUAUAAAUACAGAAUGUCGGACAGACUAUAAACAACUGAAGGAUGUUAUUUGGUAGAUUUGUAGUACUUUUUGAUUUUUGAAUUCAAGGGGCUAAAAAAGUGGCCUUAUACCUUCUCUCUUAUAAGGCUUUUCUAGAUAUUCUUUAUUUUGUUUAGCAUUUCAAGAAUUAUGCAACCAUUUUGUAGUUUACUAGAUUUUUAUGUAUAUAUUAUGACCACAGUUUUAUGGGAAGAUAAAGGUUUGGCAUCAAUGGACUAGAAUCUGUUUUCUCUGUUUAUUGUUGUAUACUAAUAAUAUUUAAUGUUUGUGAACACAUAACAGCCAUAUCAAGUCUGUCAGUUUAGUUAUUUUAUACACAAGGUAGAACUAUAUCAUGAGUAUUAUAUGUGUUAUUUGUUAUGGGUUAUAAACUGUGUAAAUCAUACUCUAUGAUAUGGCUUUUUUUUUGCAAUAUACAUGUAUAUUACUGUGGAUUCAUUAUUUUUUAUUAGAUACCAAUUUUCACAGAAUUCAUGGAUAUAGAUGAACAACGAAUUUAAAUGUUCAAUGAAGUACAAACAUUUUAUAGUCUUAUAUGCAAUAUUUGAAAAAAACACAAAAUCUAAUAUCCACAAAAAUACAAUAUUUUCUUGAUCCACGAAAAAUUGGUACCCAAACAAAUAAAUGAUUCCACAGAAUUCCACAUAAUAGCAUUCCACUUGUUAUAAGCUUCAUUACUGAUCCCAUUUUGUAACACACUAUUCUGAGAAUUUUGUUGUUUUAUCAGAAUAUUACUAUAAAGAUGAUAACUAAAGACCUUAUCGCUUUUUUCAGAAUCUGUGACACUGGACCUGAGAUUGUGUGACACUUGAACUAUUGGCAUCAUACAACAAUCCCUUUUGCAUUGUUACAUCAGACAUUUUCUCUUACGACAACCCCAAAAUUUUACAAAAUGUCUGUAAUGGCAGACAAAUAGCGAUAAGGUGUAUUGAAAUCGGGAAUCCUGUUGAUUUAAUUAUUAUCAAAAUCUAAAACUAAAAACAGAAAAGCCGGGCCUGAUUUGGUGGUGAUGCAUCUUACAAAGUCUAUCCGAAUCAUUUUGCAAAGAAUUAACUGUUGCUAGGGGAUGUCUUAAACUUGCAUAUAGGUGAGAGUUUUUUUUUAUCUGUGUUGAAGGCCUCACUGUGACUUUGAGAUGAAGAACAGCAAUAAAAGCGCUGUUCCUUUGCUUUUUGUGUGUUUUUUGCUGUGCAUGUACUAAUUUUGUGGCAUGGAUGGAUACCCCAUAUCCUUUGUUUUUCUAAGAAAUUUUAAUAAAUGAUCUUCACCAGUGUCAUGUAACAUUUACUCAGAUUUGUUUUCCUAAUAGGUAAAGAACCUGUAGAGCAUUAAAAAAGUGAAGGUAUUGAAAAAAUUAAUGUACCUUGAAAUCAGAUUCUAAUGCUAUUUAUUUGUUUUGGUUGUCAAAAAAUUCUCAGCCUACUUUACAAAAUAAAAUGAUGGAUUAGAAGGAUAAAAGGGGUUGUUGAAUUUGUGAAAUCUAACAUAUUAUGUUUAUCAAAUAAUACACUAAAUAAAUAUAAAAUCAAAGAGAAGGUACACUUUAGGGCCUAUUUAGUCUCUGAAAAUUAAAUAAAAAUAUCUCGGAAACAUAAAAUCUAAAAUUUAUAAAAAACAAAUGGGAGCUCACGUCAAUAGAUAUAAACAAUUAACCAAAGUUUCAUGCAAAUUGUUUAAAACGUUUUUGAGUUAUUGUAUACCUUAAUACGUCCCAUAAACAGGCAUAUAAUCACUAUUUUUAAAACUCUAUUUUUUAAAUAUUGCCGAUUCCAUUACUAAGCUUUCUGUGCAUUCAUUUCUCUCUUUUUUUCGCUAUCACCGAUUGUUAAACAUCAUUGCCAAAUCAGCUACUAGUCUGAAAAUCUGAAGAAACCAGAUUGAAAUUCAAUCAAAAUAUCCUGAUGGUUGGCAUUUAGAUUUUGCAUAUUUGUUUUAACUGUUUUAACACACUUAAUAUAUUGCACUAGUUAGAUGUUUCACAGAUUCCAUUUGUAACAUAUUUAUAAACUUUAUUCCUAGUUUAUUGAGACUUCAGAAUAGAUCUGAUAUAGUAUCGUUAGGUUUGGGGUCAUAACACAAAGCAUUUUAAACCAAAGUAACUAUAACUAUGACAAUCACUUUAUAUUUAUAAAUAAGUUUCAGUGAUGGAAUUCUCCAGUUUUCCUGAUACCCCCUUUUUUUGCAUUGAAGGCAAAAAUAUUAGAUUUAUUUUUUGUUUGUUUGACAUGAUUUCAUGUAGAUUGUUCAUGUUGAGAAAUUAGUAACAUUCCUUCCUAGAGAGAAGAGAAUUUUUUUUUUUUAUGACAUUAUAGUGAAGAGCUAUUAUUUUAGUGAUAGGGGAUGCAAGAGGACAAAUAGAACUUCUUGUUAUACCUUCUUUGCUCCAAAGAACAGUGGCUGCUGCACAUACUUUUAUGUCUGUCCUGUUAGAAGAGUUUUACAUUGUCUGCAAAUAAUCAUGCUUGAUAAAAAUAGCACAUUUUAUUGUAAUUAAAGCACAGAUAAAUAAUCAUAAAAAAAAUCUGAUUGUCAAAUAUGUAUUGAUCAUCAUUUAUGUUUUGUAAUUUGUUUGUUGUUGUUACAAAAAAAUAAAAUUUACUUUAAAAAUAA